GGGAAACUGGACUCCGGCGCCGAAUCGCGCAUCUGCGCAGUUGGUGUUUAUUGUGAUUGUCGGGUCGCAGCCCCGGAUGUUGUGGCUGCCGGGCGCGGAUGGCGGAGGCAGUAGGGGUGGCCGCAGCCCCAGGCCCAGCUUCGGGGCCGACGUUCAGGAGCUCCCGCGCUAUGUCAGGCUCCUGGGAGCGGGACCAGCAAGUUGAGGCGGCGCAACGGGUCCUCGUGGAGGUGCUGGGGCCUUACGAGCCUCUGCUGAGCCGGGUGCAGGCAGCCCUGGUGUGGGAGCGGCCGGCCAAGAGCGCCCUGUGGUGCCUGGGGCUGAACGCGGCAUUCUGGUUCUUUGCACUGACAUCCCUUCGCCUUGUGUUUUUACUUGCAUUCAACUUGAUGAUCAUUGUGUGUAUAGAUCAAUGGAAGAACAAAAUCUGGCCUGAAAUAAAAGUGCCAAGACCCGACGCAUUAGACAAUGAGAGCUGGGGCUUUGUGCACCCUCGGUUGCUCAGCGUGCCCGAGCUCUGCCACCAUGUAGCUGAAGUCUGGGUUAGUGGGACCAUUUUCAUAAGGAAUCUUUUGCUUUUCAAAAAGCAAAGCCCAGGCAAGUUCUGCUUGCUGAGUUGUGGGAUACUGACCUUUUUGGCUGUCUUGGGCCGCUACAUCCCUGGGCUCCUGCUGUCCUACUUCAUACUUGUCACUGUCAUGAUGUGGCCCCUUGCUGUGUACCACCGGCUGUGGGAUCGAGCAUAUGUACGGCUCAAGCCAGCUCUGCAGCGGCUGGACUUCAGUGUCCGUGGCUACAUGAUGUCCAAGCAGAGAGAGAGACAAUUGCGCCGCAGAGCUCUACACUCAGAACAUACCAGGGACAACCACAGUGACAGUGAAGAGGAGCUUGCUGCCUUCUGUCCUCAGCUGGAUGAUUCUGCUGUUGCCAGGGAAUUGGCCAUCACAGACUCCGAGCACUCAGAUGCUGAGGUCUCCUGUACAGACAAUGGCACAUUCAAUCUUUCACGGGGCCAAACACCUCUAACAGAAGGAUCUGAAGACCUAGAUGGUCACAGUGACCCAGAGGAAUCCUUUGCCAGAGACCUUCCAGACUUCCCUUCCAUUAAUGUGGAUCCUGCUGGCCUGGAUGAUGAGGAUGAUACUAGCAUUGGGAUGCCCAGCUUGAUGUACCGUUCUCCACCAGGAGCUGAGGAGCCCCAGGCGCCCCCUGCUAGCCAGGCUGAGGCUGCACUGCCGGAGCUCCUGCUUGGUGCGCUGCCCACCGGAUCCAACCUCACCAGCAACCUUGCCAGCUUGGUCUCCCAAGGCAUGAUCCAGCUGGCCUUGUCAGGGGCUUCCCAGCCAGGCCCUUCUGGCCCACCUCCUCGGAGAGCAACAAGAGGCUUCCUCCGGGCCCCCAGUUCAGACCUGGACACUGAUGCAGAGGGGGAUGACUUUGAACUUCUGGACCAGUCAGAGCUGAAUCAGCUGGACCCUGCCAGUUCCAAGAGCCACUGAGGCAGAGACUCCUUUUGGGGAUCACUGAGGUUUAAGUUUUUUUUCUCCCUGUCUCACUUAAGGUGAAGGGGCAAGGGAAGAACCCAGGUCCCAUCCCCUGAAUUAUGUUUGUGUGCUUGGUGGCCUGGCUGAUGCUCAGAAGCCUGCUGAGAGGAUACUCCCUCCCCUGCUGCCAGCUGGAUACCCAUUUCUGAGUUCAGUCACUGCAGGGAGAGUAUGCUCCCACAAGGGAGGCUUCUGUCCAACAGGAUGGUACUUCUGGGGAACAAAGUAGUCAGGGGUACUGGUUCCCCUUUGAAGGGGUGCUGCUGUUUGCUCUAGGUAUGGGUGCUUGGGGGUCCUCAGUGGCAAAAGAGCCCUUCCCUUCCUUCACCUCCGCAGAGCUUCAAGUCAGGCAGCAGCUGGAAGAGUUACAUUGUCAUCAUCCUCUUUUGCUAAGCCAUGAUUUGUCUUUUUUCUAAGCAAGCUUGACCUUUGGCUCUGCAGAGCAGGCCUGCUCCUUCUGCCCCCAGCCCAUCAUUUCUUGAGGCCUAACCCUCAGUGCUCCAAAAUACCGCUUAUGAAAUUUAAGAAAUGUGAAUAUGAUGUUAUGAUGUGGGGUAAGUCUCUUUGACAUUACUGUGGGCCACGGGGUCAGCUGGCUGGGAGGGUGAGUGCCUCUGUAUCUCAUGGUCUCAUGGAAUCUUCUGGAGCUGCCUGGUUAUCUUUGGUGCUGUUAACCCCUGGCUCCAUUUGACUGUCAGCCUGAGCAGUGAGCAAUAGCAAUACCAUAACAUACCCAUUUCUAUGUUCCUGUUUCUUCCCCUGCUUCUCCUUUGGAGAAGCAAUAAUUCCAUGGGGGAUGUCAGAGUAGCACUUUACAAAUGGCUCAGUGGCAUUCAUCCCAGGAGCCACCAGCUCUUCUUGCACCAGCUAUUCUUACUCUCUGUUAAUCUCCUUUAAUCGUUUAUUUUCAACUGCUUCUCAAUUUGGCAGAGCCUAGUUAAGCAUAAGCCCAGUUAGCAAGAAUGUGUCUGAUCAGCAGAGAGCCCUCUAAGGGGUCUCUCCUCCACUGCCCCUAGUAAAAUCAUGUGAGCCCCAAACUAAAAACGGUAAUUAGUUCUAAACCUGUGCUAGUCUGUAGCCUCUGUCUGCCAUCCCCAGGCAGAGCUCAAGCCAAACUCAUCUGUCCUCUUGCCCUCUGCGUUAACCCUUGCUGAUCCUCAGGGACCGCUCCCCCAAUACUUCCAUACCUGGGUGAGGGAUGUAGACAGAGCCCAUUUCCAUGUGCUGCAGGUGGACUGUGCUAACACGUUUGCUCUUGGCUGACGGAUAAGGUAGAGCCAGGGAGUGAAAAUUGUGAAUGGUGAGGAGGGGGAAGAGCUAUUCCGUUGUCCCUAACCUUUGUGUGAAGGUUAGAGUAACAGCAUCCCCCCCACUUAAGGGUUCUCAGAUGGACUCUGGACACCUCUCUUCUCUGAGCCUAGAUGUCACGAGCAGGUGAACUCUGAUGUGGAGAAAGAAACAGGAGAUUAAGGAAAGGAGUGGGAUUUUGUGUGUUUGCCUGAGUGUGUGUAGCUUCAUGCCUUGAGAGUUGACAAAUGGGAGGGAAGGAAGGAGAGCAAAAUCUUAGUAAGGUGUUUCUUGUACCUGGGGGAUCCUGCUCUGAAUCUCCUUAGUCCUCCACUGUGAA
Molecule: messenger RNA, 3171 nt
Organism: Manis pentadactyla (Chinese pangolin)
Lineage: Eukaryota; Metazoa; Chordata; Mammalia; Pholidota; Manidae
Gene: RETREG3
Product: reticulophagy regulator family member 3
Exons: 9
Coding region: 99-1499 (466 amino acids)
Biological process (GO): reticulophagy
Source: RefSeq, a predicted model, not a curated record